Molecule: messenger RNA, 2503 nt
Organism: Paramecium sonneborni
Lineage: Eukaryota; Ciliophora; Oligohymenophorea; Peniculida; Parameciidae
Source: the annotation of a GenBank genome assembly
UAUGUAUAAGGAACGCUAUGUUGCUUUAUUCGAAGACCUAUACAGCAAAAAUGAUAAAGUCAUUAAAUAAAACUUUAAGACAUUCAUCUAAGCUUUCUUUCAACCUUUCAAACCUGAUAAUCCAUACAAAUAAACUUGGGAUUUAGUUGGAAUGCUUUUCAUUUUUGUAUAAAUUAUUACAAUUCCUUUGAUCAUAACAUUUUCUAUAGAAUUAGAUCUCUUUUAUGAUAUUUGUAAUCAAAUUAUGGACUAUUACUUUUUAGUAGAUAUUAUUGUCUCCUUUCUUACAGGCUAUUAUUAUAAGUAUAUUCUUAACUAUAAUAGAGGAAAUUUAAUUACUUCUUACAGAAAAGUAUUUUGGAACUACUUUUCAACUUGGUUCUGGUUAGAUUUGAUUUCCUCGUUUCCGUAUGAUAUGGUUAUAGAAUUAACACUAAAAUCCGAUUCAGCAGAAUCCUUAUAAAGAAAUUCAUAAAUUUUAAAAAUAGUUCGUGUAGUACGUUUUAUAAAAAUACUACGAUUAAUGAGGGCUCUAAAGUUAAAGAAAUAUAUAAAUCAAUUAGAAGAUUAAUUGAUGAUGGCAAAAUCCUUAAUUUCCUUCUUUGCUUUUCUAAAGAUUUGCUUAAUUAUAUUAUGUUUAGCUCAUUGGCUUGCCUGUAUUUGGAAUUUAAUUCGGAUUAUUGAAGGUGCUGAUCAAAAUUGGUAUACUAGAUAUUAGGAAUAUUAAUUAGAUAAUUACAUAAUAUAUUAGGAUACAAACUAUUGGGUAUCGUAAUAUUUAGUGGCGAUAUAUUUUUCUGUAACAACGAUGAUAACUAUUGGAUAUGGGGAUAUCUAUCCAAUUACAACAAUAGAAAGAUCUUUUGGUGUUAUUGUUAUGAUAUUUUCAUCAGGUCUAUUUGGAUAUGUAAUGAAUUCAAUAGUUUUACUUUUUGAAAAUUAGGAAGAGAGUGUAGCAGAGUUAUUAUAAUAGUAGGAUAAUGUAUAAUUAUAUCUAAAGUAAAAGAGAAUUAAUAAAUAACUAGUAGCAAGAAUUAAAAAUUAUUUGGAUUGGUUAUAACAAUAAGAGUAAAUCUAGCAUAGUUAUGAACAAUAAGUAGUUUUAAAUUUAUCAGAAAAUUUGAGAAGAGAAAUCUUAAAAUUAAUUCAUUAAAAAAUAACUUAAUCUUGCUUAUUCUUUUCUUCAAACUUUUCCUUGCAGUUAUUAUAGAAACUAGUUUAUUAUUUUAAAGAGUAAACUUUCAGUCCUUAAGAUAUUAUAUUUUAAUAAGGAGAUAUUGAAAAUAAAUAAAUCUAUUACAUUCUUAAUGGCAGUGUUAAAAUUGAAAAUAUUUAAUAUGAAUUGAAAAAAAAAGAAUAUUUUGGGGAAAUUGCAUUUUUUGCAAAUGUUCCAAGAUGCUCUACUAUAGUCGCUACUAAUUUCAUAAAUUUAUUAACAUUAUCUAGAAAUUAAUUUCUUCAAUUACUAUCACCAGAAGACAUGGAAAAAUAUUUUGAAAUCAAAUUUUAAAUUGAAAUUGAAUAAGAUUUUACAUCUUUAAAAUUGAAAUGUUAUAUGUGUUAAGAAAUUAAUCACAUUGCAAUUUAAUGUCCUUUUUCUCAUUUCAUAGUUUCGAAAUAUGAUACAAUUAAAGUUAUCAAAAAGUUCUAAAUUAAGUGUUAAAAGAAUAAAAAGAAUAGAUAAAAAUAUAAAACACUCUUAUUAUUAAGAAAUGAGAAAUAUCUAAAGGCUCAGAAUAAAAUUGACAAAGAUAUGCUGAAUAUAGAAUAUUUUUUAAAUAAAAAAAAAAAUCUGACAAAAUUUAAAUUAGCAUAAAAAAUGUUGAGAGAUAAAUAAGUUAAAGAUUCAUUUGUAAUUGAAUGUCUAAAAGAAUAUACAAGAUUCAUACCAAAAUGUAAUAUCAGCACUAUUAUAUCAAUUGUUAAUAGUAAGGCAGAAGUUAAUUAAAGAUUGUUAGAAGAUAGGAGAGAAAAAGAGAGAAAAUAAAGAACAAAAGAGAAUGCUGAGAAGUUUAUAAAAAUGUUGUAAAUAAAAAAGUAAAAUUAAAUAAAAUUUAAUAUUUAAAAGUAAAAUACAAGUAGAUUAUCUAUUGAUAAUAUUUUGAAAGUUGCACAGAGAGAAUUGGCAAGAAAGCCUUCAUCAAGUGAAGAGAAUAGAAGGAGACUUCUAAAUGUAUAGGAAAAAAGAUAAAAGAAUUAGAAGAGUUUUAAUUCAUUUGAAUCAGGUGGUAAAAUUUUAUUGACAUUUUCUGUAAUUCCUGAAGAUGCUUUUGAAAGUCCAGCAUAGGAACUUAAAUAUUUUCGAAAAACAUUAAAAAGUUCGCAUGUUUCUACUAAUGUAAGUAUAAAUGAAGAACAUUAUCCUGAUGUAUAUUCAACAUUUCAAAAAAGAUAUUCGAGUCAAGAAAAGUGUAUUGCUUUUAAUUCUUAAUUUUAUUCUACUACUUGUCUAGAGAAUAUGAUUUAUGUAGUAAUAAACCACAAAUUAUAAAGUUAAAAAUGA